Messenger RNA from Linum trigynum, 6587 nucleotides. NCBI's taxonomy places the organism in Eukaryota, Viridiplantae, Streptophyta, Magnoliopsida, Malpighiales, Linaceae. The record is from the annotation of a GenBank genome assembly.
UAGGAUUUGAAUUGAUUAUUUAGUACGUAGUAAUUCCCGACAGGGAUAGCUAGCACAUUCGUGAUAUCUUGGCUGUAGAGGUAUGGAUUAAAUUGAUUGGAAUAUGUGAAUUAAUCUGGAUAGGAUAGGUAGUGAAUCCCGGUGUUUCUCCCAGAGCUUUCUCCAUUGAAUUUCUCCCGAACAAUUUACUUUGCUUAAUUAGUUAAUUUUGCUUUUAGAUAAUUAGUCUCAUUAAAUAGUUUCACAUAUAGUUUGCUCAAUAAAAUUGAUAGAACUUAAGGUUGUACCAGUCCCUGAGAGACGAUACCCGGACUUUCCGGUUUACUACAAGAUAGGAAUUGAAGCUAUACGCUUUUGCCCUAUCAGCUUUGCUCUGAACUACAAGUGUGUGUUUUCAGUAUUUUAUUUAUGAAAAUGUUUCCCGCUGCAAUUUAAGAUUUGAGUAUUUUAUUUAUCAAGGGCAUUUUAGUAAAAGUAGUACCCGGCCGGGUUAGGGUGUUUCAACAAAAAACGGGGCAACAUAGGUCCUCGCCGGGGUAAGAUGUGAGCAUGCACACUCAUCAACACUCAGCCUUGUCUUCUCUCCACCAUGGCGCAAACCUCUAAAUGCUAGAUUUCACGGGACGAUUGUCAUCACUAGCUUGUCCGAAGAUCUUAGACACGGUUUCAAAUAACUGGCAAUUGUCUUUGACAUGGGGAAAAGGCUUUUUGGGUGGUGGCAAACAUGGCAUGAGGUCCUACAUCUUCAACCUAAAACCCAAGGUUCUAUGGUCUUGACUAAGAACCUUUCGUACAAACAAAGGCCACUAGCAUCGGUCAAAAACCACACUUUCCUUCUUCCAAACCACUACCAAUCACAAACCACAUUCAAGCACACUUCUUCGGCCUAUCUUGCUAUUCACAUUUCAAACCUAGUAGUGAAGGAGGUCAUCAAACAAUUUAGGUGUUUCAAUGGAUUGGGUGCCAUGGAACCCUUUCGAGAGCAUACACUUAGACUUUUGUGGCCACUCUCUACUUUUAUCUACCCCCAUUUUAUUUCCUCUUUUUUUGUUUCUUUUUCCUUUUUUUCCUUUCCUCUUUUUUUCCCCGAGGGGGGUACUAGAGAGAUAAGCACAUGCCACUUCUUUCAUUUAACGAACAAUGCUCUCCUAUUAAGAACUUUCCUCCAACACUACCUGUUGUUGCACGCGAGCGCGAGACUGCUACUGAUUUUUCUUCAAUAGUCCUUUCUCCUGGAACCCAAACCUGCUCAUGAAAUCGCAAGAGAAAGAAGACAGAGUGAAUUGAACUUACAGACUCGUUUUGUUCUGAAAGGAAAUAAGCAAAUAUGGAAUUGUGACAGUUGGUCUUCAGGCCCAACUCCCCGUCAAAUAAAAUCGAUGAACCAAAAGCCCUGUUUUUUUUUUUCAACACAACGACGCUUUGAAUAGGGUUCUAUGAAUCGCCAAGCUUCAGUCAAGCUUCUCUAUUUUUUUCGUGACCUGCAAAACAGAGCACUCCUUCAAAACAGAGUAUGAUUACAGAACAGAUAGAGUCAGCAGUUGAAAUAACAAGACACCAAAAUUUUACGUGGUUUCUGAUACUAAGAAAACAAUAUCGAAUAGUACAUGACCAAAGGUACUCGGUUUGAGUCCUUUGACGUUAUACUAUGACUGUGUGUUUUGGAUUACAAAAUACAAGACCAAUCUCGCAGUGAAUCCCAGUCACUUGGUCAGAAUCACCCUAGGAAUCUUGGCUCCCUGCCAAUAUUCCAACCUGAUAAUCGAAUUCCUCUACGAGCUCUCUCCCUUUUCUUUUCAAACACAGGUAAUCACUCUAUUUUUGUUUUGGACAAUCCGUGAAAAGCUUAGCUAUUCUACCCAGCCCUCUUUUGCUUUUAUACACUUAUCACAGCGACCGUUGAGUCUUAUAUAUCUCAAUCACCGUGAUUUUGAUUUGAUCUUGAUUGGUAAAGGAAUUUCUUCAAUUAUUCUGCUGAGAAGGCGAUUUCCCUUUUUGAAUACUUUCGCAAAGCUUCCUUAGUUGGAGACUUUCGUCAAGCUUUCUCUCAACACUACCUUCUCAUUUCUAGCAAGAACCGUGCAAAACCACCUAUGUAGAACCUCAAUGGAGCUCAAAAGCGAUAACUCCGAUACACAAGGAUGACUCACACUUUGACACGAAUAAAGGAUGGGUGGGGGGUCGUUCUUUCAAUUACCAUUAAGCUCAACAAGAACGGAGCUCCUAAAAUUAGAGCGACCCCCAAAGUUACACAGCUCAAAGGGUUUGACUAGGGGAUAAAAUGUUUCGGGACAAUCAACUUUUGGGCGUGGACUAAACUAAUCCUAUGCCUCCAUCAAACUCACUAGUGACAACGGUGAAUGUUACACACCAUGGCGAGAAGGAUAUAUCACACAUGAAAAAGACGAUCGACACAAAACUCACAUGGUUACCUAGCCUCCCAAUCAUCUAUUCCAAUUUCAAAAACUUCAAUGCAUGGCAAUUGUAAUCAAGAAGUAACCAAGUUAACACAUGAGAACUAAGCUUUUGCACAACCCUAAUGCAUUCUCAUUUGUAGACACCCCAUUUUGCCCGCGCUGAAACACUAUUUGGUAAUCAACAUUUCGGUUAUCCAAGGUCGGCGAUUUCCUGUUAUAAACAAAUGUUAGAAAUUAUUUCAGAAUGUUUCGUGAGAAGGCAUGUAGUGGAUCAUUAAGAUUAGCAAUAGCAAAUAUUAUGGUAAAAAUGUGACUCAAGUUUGAAUUGAUUGAGAUCAUGCCUAAAUAGUCCAAUAAUAAUUUGAUUUUGUUAGGAGGCAUUACAACGUCGCUUAAUGGUUUGUUUGCGGUAGGAAUGCGAUCUUGGCGUCUUGCUUGAUUUGGUUUAAGCAUUGGGUUCGAUUGUCUGAUUUUGGGAGGAUUGGACCUCAUGAUUUAAAGAAAUAGGAAGAAAAGAAAGUAACAUACCUAGGAAAAUUAUUAUGUUAACUAACGAAAUCAUAAUACGAUAGUACAUAAUUACAAACAUCAUAAGGAUUACAUCAUAACUAAUUACAAUAAUAGAAAGAUAAGAGAAAUCAACGAGGCCAAUGUUUUGAAAACUUUUCUUUCGUUUUAAACUUUAAAGAUAAGUAAAAAAACCAACUUCCAUCUUCCUUUUUCCCUUUUCCGUUUCUGUUUUCGUAAAAGAUUCCAAAGAAAGUGGAGCAACAGAAAGUGACCCGAUCAAGGAAAGCCCAGGACCAGGAGAGGCCAAAAGAAGGAAGCAGGCAGCCAACAAAGAAGGCCACCACCAUCCCCAAGUCCCAAUCAUAGACCAAGGUUUGUCACUUUCCCAUUAAAAUAACCAUCAUCAUCACCCAUACCAUUCAUAUUUAAAAAGAGGAAAAACUUACUUCUUUGGGGAACUUUUAAAUUCAAUAUGCUUCUUUAAUCAUCAACAAAACAGCAAAAAGGAUCUAUAGUUCUGUCUCCCUUGCUAUUGUUAUUAAAUCUUCAAAAGAUUAAAACAAACAUCAAAUUCUUAAAAAUAACAAAAAUUUUAUUAUUCGAACUACGUGGACUUUGAUCCCGAUUAACUCGGGUACGUAGGCAACCGAUAGGUUCGAGUCCAACUAACCUAAAAUCCCUUUUUACGUCAAUAGAUGUAAAAUUGUUUAAUAGCUACAUCAUUUCGAAACUUAUGCUAAGCUUAUCGGACUUUAAAAUAUAUGCUAAAAAUAAGUUAAAAAAAUUAAAAUUACGUUUAAAUACACAAACAAAUCACAAAUGAUAAUACACUCAAUCUUUAAAACUUAUCGAUUUACGUAGUACCCAUUAUGGGGUGUUGUGGGGUGUGAAUACACUUCCUCACACGUAACCGUACUCCCAAACCCGGAAAAAUCUAAAAUUCGCAAACCGGUAUUCUGGUUUUAACCCUAAAAUUAAAACCGGAAAAAGGUGUUCGAUCCACCCCAAAGCGCGGUCAAUGGCGACUCCAAACCAAUUCGCGAGCUUUUCCUCGAUUUCGGAGGCGAGGUUGCGACAGUGGCGACUCCACUGGGGACUUAUGAGAGUCAAACUACAUUAAUCAUCGAUAAGAAUUUUCUUACUUUCUUAAAAUGGGUGUUAUGUGUUUAUUACAUCAAUUUGCGCUUUAAAUUUAUGAUGUAUUUCAAUUUUUUGCAUCCAUGCAUAAAGCUCUAUUCACGAGCAGUCCUUAUCCAGCAUAUAGUUUACCUAAAAGCUACUUUCUUAAAUUUAUAGAAAAAAAGGAAUAAAGUAAUGUGACUCCUACAAUAGUAGGGGAAAUACGAAACUUCACAACUAGGUUGAACUCAAAUCCGAGGAUGAUUUGAAGUAUCACGUUAAACUCGAAAGGGUCAUAGUGUGGUACAACUUGGGAGCCUGAUUCCUUAAGGUCCCUAUCCAGCAUAUAGUUUACCUAAAAGCUACCUAAACCGCAACUUAUCCCGGAGCCUACCCAAAAACACGACGUUAUGCUACCGAAAAUUCGCUAGGGUUGCCUAACUAGGUUGCUUUAUUAUUAAUAUAAAUAUAUUACAUAUUUAUUAUCGUUUCUUUCCUAAAUACUAAAUGUUUAUUGCUCAUUUCUUUCCUACUCGUUGUUGGAGAAGUGUGCUAUGACGUGGGUAUGUUUUCUUCCUCAUCAUAAGUAAAAACCAAUUUUCUCAAAGAAAUUUAAAAAUUACAAUGAUCAUAACACGCAUGCAUCACUAUCAUCAUGCAUUCUCAUGUUUAUGUGUCGCGCACAGUUAACUUGAAAUCUAUUACGUAUGAUGUUAGAUGGAUCACAUGGCGAGAAACAUUGCCGAACACAACAUAGCUAUUAUCCCAACUUCAUACCCGGACCGACAUGGGUAGAUCCAAUGAUCGACAAUCUGAGAAGGUUGCUGGUGGAGAUCGCACUAGACAUCAUGUCAAGAACUCUUAAAGGGUAUUCUGAGUCGUUUGUUGAAAGAUAAAAAAGGGAAUUAAUCAGCACCUAUAGAUACUACAAUGCUCUAGUGAAACAUCUCGACUGAUAUCCAGAGCUCAUGUGCCUGAAUUUGUUCUAUAUACCGCUAAAUGAGUAUUAAGAAAUGUCAAAGGAAGUUUAUUGUAUGUUGAGGCACAUGGUGCGUUUGAAUUACAUAGGGUUUAUCCUUCAUAAACCCACACUAAGACAAGUCUUCAAUAUUGGGUUCUCUUUCCAAACAACAUCCAUCUCUUUGUAAGAGGGCUGCUCGAACAAGCCCGAAUCGACGGAUGGCUUGGGCUCGUGAUGGAUUCAUAGACUCGGAACUAUAUGGCCAUUACGCUUCACAUGACCAGAGAAAUUCAGGUCAUCAAAGAGGGGUUUGAACUGGUAGAGACCCAAUGGGCCACACUGGAAGGGAGCUCGAAUGAGAAUCCGACAAUCGAGCCAUCUAGGAUGUCCGAAUACUGGAUGAUUCUGAAAGAAAAACUGUGUGAUCUGAAUCACCUCUUGCCAUAUCAAGUUCCAGCAGCGCUCAUGUCCCCAGAAGGUUAUCACUAUGAUGGAAGAAUCAAGGAGUGUUACUUACCAACACUCGCCAUGACAAACAACCUAAUGGAACAAAAUAAUUAUUAAUUAUGGUCUGAGGCGAGUGGCAGCAGCUCACGCCUAUUUAAUCCAACAAGUUUUUGUUGAGGAGGUGCUUCUCUCUAAUCCAGCGCUCCCACAUCUGUGAGAAGAGAAGAAGUCGUUGGGAGGUCGACCUGUGGAAGAAAGGUCGGCGCUUUUGGAAGAUUUUUGCCCCAAGGCCCCUUCGUAGAAAGAAGCGUGCGGUCUUGAUGCCUUUUCCAUUUAUUAUAGUAAUGGGGAAGAUGCAUGGGAUAGAGUGGCUAGUGACGCCACCUUUGUAUAUAUUAUGUAAAUGACUGAAGUUUGUCCCAGUUGAUUAAAUAAAAAGUGAGCUUUUGUAUCUAACAUCUACAUGAUUGAUUCAAUUUUAGCUGUGCGCGACAAUCAUAACAUUGCAUACAUGCAUCUGCAUUUGUUAAAAAGAUAAUAUUGGUACUAACGGAUAAUCUCAUGAUCAGGUUCUGUCACCAGAUAAAAUUUCUUUUUUGGAACUUCGUUAUUACAAGAUGGCAUAUCCGUUGGUUCAAGGAAAAAAGAGUGUGAUAGAUCAAUCAAUUGAAGAUAAAAAAAGAUGAAGGAGACAGGUUAAUGCAAAGAAUCAAACUUCAACCCAUGGGAUCAGUGGAGAUUAUUAACAACCCAAUUCACAUACUGAAGCAAGCGUGGCAACAAUUCACACAACAAGAAAAAGAGGCAUUUGAACAGAGAUAUGGGCAAAUGGCUGAUCUGCUCGAUGUACCGUUCCUCGCCAACAUGAUCUGGGAAAUCCUAAAUUAUUGGGACCCAUUCUAUAGUUGCUUCUCUAUCAAUGAAUUGAACUUUUCCCUGUUGCUAGAAGAAUAUCAGUCAAUCCUGCAAAUAAAUAUAAGUCAGUCAUACAAGAUAUAUGUGAACCGGCCAGAUCAUAAUACAAAGAAGGCGAUGUCAAAGAUAUUGGGGAUAGACAAAGAACGAGCUCAAGACAUGAUAGAGUCAAGUGGUGGACCAGAAUGAGUUAAUAUGAAUCAACUCAUGCCAUACCU